Conger conger (European conger) is the source of this 4768-nucleotide messenger RNA. RefSeq names its product poly(ADP-ribose) polymerase family member 9 (gene parp9). Gene Ontology annotation, cellular component: cytoplasm; nucleus. Gene Ontology annotation, biological process: positive regulation of type II interferon-mediated signaling pathway; negative regulation of gene expression. NCBI's taxonomy places the organism in Eukaryota, Metazoa, Chordata, Actinopteri, Anguilliformes, Congridae. The coding region runs from base 448 to 2964 and encodes 838 amino acids. The record is from RefSeq and is a predicted model, not a curated record. The transcript is spliced from 9 exons. Gene Ontology annotation, molecular function: transcription corepressor activity; ubiquitin-like protein ligase binding.
CAGAGAGACAUGAAUCUACUCUCAACCAGUGAGGGAUUGUUGUUGGCGCAUAAUUGUUGACCUGCUAGGUGUAGUGCUAUUAUGUCAGGUUGAAUCAAAUUAGUAAGUGGCCUAACGUAGAAUUACAUUUUAAAAUUGAGAUUCGCAAAAACACGAUUCCAAAACAUGUACGAGGUAACAAAAUGGUAAACUUCUAAAACUGCAGACCGCAUAGCAGACAGGUUCCUAAGACAUUUUUCUAUGUGCCUAUAAGUGAAAAGCUUUGAGAUACGUGCGUAUUUUAAAAAAUCAAACAGACAAGGAAGUCGUUUUAAAGAUAUUCUUUCACUUUCGAUUCCUGGAAACACCCCUACUUAUUUUCACCGUUGAAUAAACUGCAACACAACCAGUGCAGCAAAAAGAGAGCAGACAUUCGUCGGUAGCUGAGAGGUAUUCUAGCCAGCGACCAUGAGUGAGGGAACGAUGAUGCCCGUGGAUCCUGCCACAGCACAGCUCCUCGCCCAGUGCGGUGAGGUUCUGAUCCAUGUUGUGCAGAAAAAGUUUGGCAUCUCCGCCGUUCUGCACAACAUACAGAGGAGGGACGCGUCAGGUGGUGCCACCGCAGCCCAGACGGGCGGGGAGAAGCGGUGCUCAGUGCGUCUGCCGGGUGGGCUGGAGGUCUCCGUGUGGAGGGAUGACCUGACCACUCACCAGGUGGAUGCUGUAGUCAAUGCCGCCAACGAGGAUCUCCGCCAUGGGGGCGGGCUGGCAGGAGCACUCUCUCGAGCCGGCGGUCCACAGUUCCAGCAGUUGAGUGAUCAAUACAUUAAAAUGAAUGGAAAGGUAAGAACUGGACGAGCCGUUGUGACACAACCCGGAAAUCUCCCCUGUAAAGCGGUCAUUCAUGCUGUAGGUCCAUACAUUUACUGGUCGGCGAUCCCUGGAGAAGUUCAGAGGGCGUCUCCUUUAUUGAAACAGGCAGUUGAGAGCGUCUUACACUUGGCAGAAAAAGAAGGCUUCCGAUCUGUCGCCAUGCCUGCUCUGAGCUCCGGAUUGUUUAAUUUCCCUCUCGAUGCCUGUGCGGAAGUUAUUGUGAGCACCCUGAAAGAUUACCACUACGGCAGUGGUUCACAGCUUAGAGAAGUUCGCCUGGUCAAUAAUGACGAGCGUACAGUCUCAGCGAUGGAGUUGGCUUUCAGAAAGAUUCUGGACUCCAAGGCGUCCUACAGCAGAGCUGUUAAAGAUGCCAGACCCACCUCGUCAUCGUUGCAGAUGGACGCCGUCACCAUGCAUAUCAAAAAAGGGAACAUUGAACAAGAGAAGGUGGAUGUAAUUGUGAAUACAAUAUCUCAAGACCUUAAUUUAUCAAUGGGGAAUGUUUCAACUGCAAUAUUGAAAAAAGCUGGCAGCAAAAUUCAAAAGGACAUUUCAUCACAUUCCCCUCGUUCUCCUCAGUUUGGGGAUGUCAUUGAAACCCGUGGCCAUAUGCUUCAUUCUCAAAAGGUGUACCACACAAUAUGUUCAUCCAGUGAAGGUCAAGGGUCUAAGAUUCUGCGUGAAAUUGUUAAAAAAUGCUUGGACAGGGCAGUCAAGAACAAUUACUCGUCCAUCUCCUUCCCUGCCAUUGGCACUGGUAAUCUGGGCUUCAAGGAAGAGGAAGUAGCCAAAUUAAUGAUUGGAGAAGUUGCAUAUUUUGCCAAGCAACACAAAAGACAGAAGAUGGAUGUUUAUUUUGUUUUGUUUCCCAGUGAUGUAAAGAUAAUAACGGCUUUUGAAAAGGAGAUGCAGCAUCAGAAAUCUGAGCAUUCAGUGCAGUCUAGCAAUGCCAGCAAAGGAUCAUCAGGCUCCUAUGAACGUGAUUGGCCUGUGCCUGAAGACCAACCAUGCAUUGAGCUCCCCAGUUCCUCCGAAGUGGAUCACAGGGAAGCAAGAAGAUGGGUUUAUGAUACACUUUUUCACAACGACAAACAGUGCACCAUAUUUAACAACCACGUCCUGCACUUCGGACAGAGUGAGCAUAAGAAGCUGCUGUCCCUCCAGGCUACGUUUCAUCUGUCCAUCCAGGAGUUCCUUCGUGAUGGUCAGGCUGGAGUGAUUAUCGCAGCACCCUCCCAGUCGGGAAUGCAAGAGGCUGCACUGCGGGUGGAGGCUCUGUGUUGCGAAGCCCAGGAGGAAUUCGCCCAGACCGAGGAGAGUGCCAUGAUGCACGCCGUGGUCCGCUGGAGGUGCCGUGAAGAACCUGGCUUUGAACAACCUGAGAUCACUGGCACUUUGGAAAGGGCCCGCCUUGCAGAGCGCGACAGAGUGACCGUGACAGAGAACGGCUGCAAUCUCCAGGUUUCCCUCAGAAAAAUGGAGGCAAGCGAUCCAACUGGGAAGGGGUGUCGUAUUGAGAGAAUAGGCUUGUAUAAAGACAAUCCCAUGGACCGGAAAUUCAGUAACAGGUCCUUUUAUCAAAGGACGCUGGUGAAGGAUCUUACUAAUGGAGACCGACCAGUCUUGCCAUAUGGUCUUGAUGUUGUUAAGAUCGAGAAGGUGGAGAACCCUCUUCUGGAGCAUCUUUUCCAGCAGAAGCAGAGGCAGGUGUCCGGAGGUUCCAGGCGCAUGUACCAGCAGGUACCAGCACAAUUCUGUGACCUGGUGUGCCGCGUUGGGUUCCAGAGGCAGUACUCCCCACCCAAAGACCAACCUUACGGAGCUGGUAUAUAUUUCGGUAGCAGUGUGUCCUCGGCAAAGAAGCUGGCAGAUCACUUGGAAAAGGAGGAGUAUGUUUACAUUUUUGAGGCCCAGGUGUUGACAGGAAAGGACACCCAUGGCUCCCCCGACUUAAUCAUCCCUCCUGUCCUUGGCUCAGAUCCCCUGUCCCGGUAUGACAGUGUGAAGGGAGGCAGGGACACUCAUGUCAUCUUCAACAGUCACCAGGCUCUUCCUGUGUAUCUGUUCACAUGCAAAAAUAGAUCUCCUUCCAUUUUAACACGCAAAUAGCUAGUGAACAAGUUUGGUGAAAUCCUGACCAGAAUCUGAAAUGAAUAUUGAAUCUGAAAAUGGGAACUGUGAAAAAAUAAGUUAAUCUAAAGUAGUAUACACUGCUGGUCCUGGAUAUCCACAGACUUUGAAUGGGGUUUUUUUUUUUUUGUUGGACAUAGAGCGAUAACAUCAGCAGGACCAUUGUCACCGCCAUCUUGUGACUCUUUAUUUGAUGAUUUGUUGUUUCUUGUAACACAUUGUCAUUCUAUUUCUGCAAUACACAUUGUUUAAUAUAUUGUAUUAAUUUGAACCUGCUGCAUAGUUUUCUUAAGAAAUGCAGUGGAACAGUUUGGUGAAAUCCUGACCAGAAUCUGAAAUUAAGAUAUAUAUAUUUUUUUAAUACCUCUCAACCAAUAGCUGAAUAGCCCCCAGCAGGUUAUUGAGGUCCAAUAUCUUUAGUAUCCAGUGAAAUAUGCAUUAUUUUACAUUUGAAGUUUUGAUUUGUUUUUGGAUUCCUUAUUCCUUUAAAAGUAAAUCAGAAUUGGGAGGUUGUUUCAUUGGAGUUUGCAUAUUUCUGGUUUUGCAUCUAAUUGGCGAACAUUUUUCAUACUUUGAUUUUAAUGAAUUCUGGAUCAUGGAUAAGAGCUCUUUGUAAAGUUGAUUUCUAUAUUCUUAAUGAUUUAAUUGAACAGUCUUGGUGUUGGUUAUGAUAUUAAACAGCAGUGUAGGGCAUUUUACAUAAGUGUGCCUCUCUGCAGACCCCCAAAAGGAAACAGACUGUGUUGACCAUGCUGACACAGGGUCAGCAAGGUUUGAUGAAAAGACAGUGCUCGUCAAUACAGGACUAUUGCUCCCAUCAUUGUGCUGCCACUGUGAAAUUCUGCCACCUCAGUGGAAUGCUCCCAGAACUGAUGAGUUGAAAUUGCACUGUAUAAACCAUGGGUUUUCCAGUGUUUACAGUGUUUAGUGUCUUUAGAUAGCUAAUCAUGUGGGAAAUAGUUUGGUGUCAUUGGUUGUGUAGUAUACUGGUUGCUGAAUAAAGAUCUUGUUGGAAUAAACCACAGGUAAUGCAAGUUACCUGUAAGUCAGCAUCCAGCUGUAAUACGAAGGUUAACCAGGUUUGUUGGACAUACAGAGAUAACAUCAGCAGGACCAUUGUUACCGCCAUCUUGUGACUCUUUAUUUGAUGAUUUGUUGUUUUGAGUGAGGAGACUCACUAAUACGAUCUCCUGCGAACUAUUUGCGUAUAGCCAUUCAUUACAACUUGUAAUUCUUGUAACACAUUGUCAUUCUAUUUCUGCAAUGCAUAUUGUUUAAUAAAUUGUAUUAAUUUGAACCUGCAUCCUCGCACCACUGCACACUUAGCAGUUUAGAGUCCUAACAGACAUAGACAAUAGGAUACCUGUAGUCACUCGCCUACCAGUGCCGUCACAAGAUACAUACUAAGUAUAAUUGUAGGCUAUACAGGCCACGGGCACGUCCGCGUCUAUACAAAUAGAUAGCGAUCAUAUAGAGCCACACUAUUGGCGGACAUUUGCAGUUCCUUUUGUUGAACUGUUAGAACAGAGGAGCAGUUGAACUUAUCUUUUGGAGUCAGAUAAACGAGAGCAAAAUUAAAUUAACCCUGUUCCAGUAGCAUUGGUCAGACUACACGCGUUUCCUUCACCUCUCGGAUACUUCCGCCUUUUGGUGUAUUUGGGGGUUUUCUUAGAGCAGUAUGUGUAUCAUUACAUCUUUAGUCAAACCUGUAUGGGCAAAGAUUUUCAUGUAAUGACGAUGUUAAUGUAUAUUCACAUUUUAAAUAAACAGCAUGCAUAAAGUG